AUGGAUGCAAAUAAUGAUGACAGUAACAGUUCCCAAAGCCAAGGACCAGAGGAUGAAGAUAGGCUAAGCAUGCUGACUGAUGAUGUUUUACUGUCUAUCUUGUUGAAAGUCGGUUUACGUAUGGCCGCAAGGACAAGCGUGCUCUCUACACGGUGGAGGCAUCUGCCUUGGUUGCUACCUGAGCUCAGCAUCAAUGUCAAAGAUUUUCUGUCUGAUCCAGACUCUGACCCUAUUGAGGCCAAUGAUAUGGAGGAAGCUAUGGUGUCUUCAACCAAAGCAGCCAGGAGUUUCUUGUCUAAAUCAAGAGAAGGAUUCACCAUUUCAAGGCUGCAGGUUAAGCUCUACUUGAUUGAUACUUUCUUGUUUGACAUUGGACCACUGGUAGGUGAUGCAAUCGACAGUGAUUUGUUGAGAGAUUUGGAUCUCGCCGUUCUUGACGAGACAGAUCCUAUUGACUGUAGUGAGGAGGAUAUGCUACAGCGAGCCCGAGAAAUAGAGGGGGUUUUCAGUGCCUGCCCCAGUGUGCUCCGUUGCCUCACAAAGCUCUCUCUCUACCAUGUAAGCUUUGACAAAUCGGACAUGCGCCAUGUCCUGUUUGAGUGCUGCAAGCAUCUGAAACAUCUAAGCCUCACCCAAUGUGAUACUGGUCCUAAUGCGUUAUUUAAGAUUGAUGCCCCAAACUCAAAGCUCACUGUUCUAGAACUGGACAAGUGUCGGUUUGAGAGACUUGAGUUGGUGUGCCUUCCGAAAUUGGAGAAGCUCCGAUGGUUUACUUGGGUUUGGAUGCAACCUGAAAUGAAGCAACUAUGCACCGCAUUCAACAAGCUAAGGAAGCUCUCCGUGUGUGGUAUCUUUGUUGAAUUUGACAUUUUAUGGAUGAUGGCCCUGCUUGCAGCGGCACCCUGUAUUGAGAUAUUACAUAUCGAGGUAUGGGAACAUGCAUGUGAUCUGGAUGACGAGGACGGACGGCGUUACUUCCAUGAAAGGAGGACUCCUCAGUGGGAUAUGCAGUUUGACGAGACCAAGAAUUGUCUUUUAAAAGAGCUAGAAUUCGUUGGCUUUAAGUUGCUGGAACAACAGUUUACAUUUAUAAGAUCCAUACUAGAGCGAUCUCCCAACUUGCAGAAGAUUGUUCUGAAAGGAGAUGAGCAAUGCGAGUACUGUGAUGCCCUUGAUGGUCCUCCUUCUCCUUCAAAAUUCCCGAAGAAGGAUGAACAAGAAAUGGUGGUCGAGCAAAUUAGAGAUGGCAUAUUCUCGCCGCAAAUAAUUUUUGAUCAAUAA
Molecule: messenger RNA, 1281 nt
Organism: Brachypodium distachyon (stiff brome)
Lineage: Eukaryota; Viridiplantae; Streptophyta; Magnoliopsida; Poales; Poaceae
Exons: 4
Coding region: 1-1281 (426 amino acids)
Molecular function (GO): protein binding
Source: RefSeq, a predicted model, not a curated record